UUUUAAUUGGCGGCGAGCUGUGAAUGCGCGCGCACUUCGAGUCACGUUUCGAGGGAGCACCCGCGAGUUCAGUAGCCGCCGUGCGGCCGCGUGCAUUCGUCGACUUUUUCGGUUGGUUCGUAUCUUCUCUUAGUAAACGUGUAUUUUAACAGGAUAAUUCCCUACACACGUAUACACUACAAAGCUAUGUGAAAUAUAUUCGUAAUGUCACCGACACAAAGAGCCCGCGAAAACGAGUGACGAUCGCCUCAUAUUACUCUUAUUCAAAGAGUCAAGAAUGUGUUCUUUGAGGCUUUGUUAACUUUUCAAAAGUCGACCGUGAGUUUUUCUUUUUUUUGUCGCGUUGCAGUGUUACAUAGAAGAGAAAUAAGAAAAAGAAAGGAAGAGGAAGAAGAAGAAGAUUGGACAGAAAAGGAGAAAGAAUAGUGUAUACGAAAAGUAAGAAACUAGUAUUCUUGGCGUAGUUACAACGACGGAAGUCGUCGUCGUAUCGAACGUUAGUCCGUGUCUCUUUCUCGAAGAAGACUUUUCGACGAGGUCUUCGUGUGCUUUGAUCAAAGAUUCAAAGAAAUUCGAAUUAUACAAUACUCUUCGACGUCGUUAAAAACAUCGUUUUAAUCGAGUUUCAAGGGAGUUCGAGGAUAUCGUCCUAGCCUGUUCCGUAUUUAAUUCCAUCAUCAAUAUGGAUGCGCAAACUGAGUUAUCCAUCGACAACGGAAAAUACCGGAACGAUUAGGUUUUCCCAUAGAGGAUCGAUCUCGUGACGAUGUCAAUGAACGCAACAGCAGGUACUAUUCUCGUCGAUCAAGAGAUAAAUCGAAUUCUUUUUGAACGAGAACAAGAAUGUUACGAGCAACAAUCCGUAAACACCACUUCUCCGCCAGAACCGUUCUGUCCUACGAUAUUUGAUGGAUGGUCUUGUUGGCCCGACACACCAGCCGGAUCUACCGCUUACAUUCCCUGUCCUGAUUUCAUUACGGGAUUCGAUGCAUCGUUGAAGGCACACAAAUAUUGUGAGAUAAAUGGCACCUGGUUUCGACAUCCGAUUUCCCACACAGUCUGGAGCAAUUAUACGACUUGUAUUAAUAUCGAAGAUCUGAUUUGGCAACAAGGUAUCAAUGGCAUUUACGAAGUAGGCUAUGCCAUAUCAUUAGUGGCUCUACUUUUAUCACUAGUGAUUCUCACAUACUUUCGAUCGCUAAGAUGCGCGAGGAUAACUCUGCAUAUGAAUCUAUUCGUUUCGUUCGUCCUUAACAACGCACUAUGGUUGAUAUGGUACAGAUUCGUUGUAGCCAAUACAAAUCUUUUGUUAACUAAUAGCAUAAUAUGCCGGCUAUUACACAUCCUCCUUCAUUACUUCCUCUUGACGAAUUACGCAUGGAUGCUUUGCGAAGGCUUUUAUCUUCACACUUUACUCGUUCUGGCGUUUACAAGCGAGCACAGAUUGGUCAACUGGUUGAUGGCUCUUGGUUGGUCCAUGCCAGGGAUUAUCGUUACCAUUUAUGCCAUUUUAAGAGCUACAAGCUACGAUCCUGUAGACACCGAACAAUGUUGGAUCAACGAAGGCAAUUACAUGAGUGUGUUAGUCUAUCCGGUAUGCGUAUCGACGUUGUUGAACGUUUUAUUUCUCUUCAACAUCGUACGUGUUCUUCUGAUGAAACUACGUGCUGGUCCAGCGAUAGGAACGAGACCAUCGAGAUCAAUGCUUCAAGCUUUCAGAGCAACGAUGUUAUUGGUACCACUUCUUGGCCUUCACUAUCUAGUCAUUCCGUUCAGGCCGCCGAAGAAGCACCCUUGGGAACACGCUUACGAAGUUAUUUCAGCGAUUACAGCCUCUUUCCAAGGCCUCUGCGUCGCCGUAUUUUUCUGCUUCUGUAACGGAGAGGUGAUAGCCCAGUUCAAACGAAAAUGGGAAGGUACGAUGUUACUACGGAAACGAGCGAAUUCCUGUACGGCCACUACUGUCUCGGUCCGAUGGCGGGAGAGGAGAAGGUGUGACUAUCAAUCCGCGAUGUCGGUUGAACCGGAUAGAUAUGAAGAAGAUGAUCAUCGUCAACGACAAAGCGUUAUGCAAUUGGUCGCUCGUCGUGAAAGUAAUAUAGCCAACAACAACAGUCACGCAAACGUUUUAUUGAAACGUACGGAAAAUAUCAACGAGCCUGACCAGACGCAAUGUUGAUGAUUAAGGAAUCUUUAUCAUCGACGGUCAUCUUAAACGUUUACGUACGUUGCGUUGAAAUACGUAAUACGUUUGUUUAACUCUUCUUCGACUUCUUCUUAUUUGCCAAAUAACGAAUGAAAGAAAAAAAAUUAAACUUGAAUUUAUUUCUUUCAACGUCGUAACGUCAAUAUAAUUUUACGAUUAUUAAUUGUAGUAUCGAUUAAAUUCAAACUCGAAGAGAGAGAGAGAGAGAGAGAGAGAGAGAGAGAGAGAGAGAGAGAGAGAGAGAGAGAGAGAGAGAGAGAGAGAGAGAGUAAGCAAAUUUUUAGAACAAGACGAACGGAUCUAUGUAUUUGUUUAAUUAAAUUGUAAUUUAAAUCGUACUUCGUUCUUCGUAUAUUAUCGAUUAGGUACAUACGAAAAUUCUACGACGAACGCAGACGCCUUCGUUAAAACGAAGUAUCUUGAUUUUGUUGAAUAUUUUUAUUAUAAUUAUUCAAAAUUCGAGCUUUAAACGGCGUUCGUUAAAUCCUAUCUCUUCUCCUUCUUUACCAAAUAACGAAAAUAAUGAAAUUACUUUAUUUUAUCAGCUUGUUAACUCUCGAUUUACGAUCAAUAAUUAUCUCGAUUAAAUUCGUAGACGAAGAAAUUGCAAAUUUGUUAUAUUGCAUCAUUUCAAUUAUAUAGAUACUUCGUUCGUAUAUUAUCGAUUACUCGAAAUUCUAUGAACGA
Vespula pensylvanica (western yellowjacket) is the source of this 2893-nucleotide messenger RNA. It is a transcript of the gene Dh31-R, whose product is annotated as calcitonin receptor-like. NCBI's taxonomy places the organism in Eukaryota, Metazoa, Arthropoda, Insecta, Hymenoptera, Vespidae. Gene Ontology annotation, cellular component: plasma membrane. Bases 767 to 2179 code for a protein of 470 amino acids. Gene Ontology annotation, biological process: cell surface receptor signaling pathway; adenylate cyclase-modulating G protein-coupled receptor signaling pathway. The transcript is spliced from 15 exons. The record is from RefSeq and is a predicted model, not a curated record. Gene Ontology annotation, molecular function: calcitonin receptor activity.